Williopsis jadinii is the source of this 1569-nucleotide messenger RNA. RefSeq lists its product as uncharacterized. Gene Ontology annotation, biological process: potassium ion transmembrane transport. Gene Ontology annotation, cellular component: plasma membrane. Gene Ontology annotation, molecular function: potassium ion transmembrane transporter activity. Lineage: Eukaryota; Fungi; Ascomycota; Saccharomycetes; Phaffomycetales; Wickerhamomycetaceae. The record is from RefSeq and is a predicted model, not a curated record. The transcript has a single exon. The coding region runs from base 1 to 1569 and encodes 522 amino acids.
AUGUUUGGACUGCUAAAAUCAUCAUGGGAGAGACAGGUUGCCAAUGCCUUGUUUGAUUUCAUAGAGGUUGGAGCCUUUACGAAUUACAAGUGCUCCACGCUGUUCAACUACAGCUGGAUGCUGGUGAUGCUGUCGUUGCACGCUGCACUCUAUGUGCUGGAUAUCUACACCUGUGUUAAGCUGUUGGCUUUCAACGAAUGGAGCUCGAUGGUCCAACCGUACAUCUCAUUCAGCGUGUCGAAGUGGCUAUUUGCAGCCUGUAUCAUUGCGGCCAUUGUGUUUUUGAUAUUCGAUGCUGUUAGAGGGAUACGAAUCUACCGAACGGGAAACAUCGCAUUGAUAUAUACCAACCAUUUUGCAAAGACUGCGAAGUCCCUGGCUGGAUAUUCGUACUUUUGCGUGUUGAAUGCGAUCAACCCGUCCAACGGGUUCGACAAAGUGGCAUUCUAUACCUUCUUCACGUUGGACGAUUCGAAGAAGAUCAUUUUCUCAGACUCUCCACGACAGGUGAUCAAUGCCAUCACGCUGUACUCUGUGCUGAACGUUGGCGAUGGAGGGUUCUGGGACACGUUGAAGCAAAUCUCAACAACGAACAGGUCCGAGGCCCUGAUUCUAUACUCCAUGUCGUUUUCCUUGAUCAUUUGGAUAUUCUUCGUCUCGUGCCUAUUCUUCGCCAUCUGCUUCUGCAUUCCUGUGUACUAUAGAAUACGGCAAAGAGGGUUCAAGAGCCUCAGACAGUACGUCUGUAUCAAGGUUGACGGCACAGUUAAGAAACUGGCUAGGAAAUACUCACAGAAGAAGCUACUGAAGGAGAACAGGAAACGUCUCAAUGCAAAGAACAACCCAAAGAACCCAUUUGCCAAUGAAAGUGCCAACAUUCCAGACGUGGAACUGCCACCUCUGGCCUCCUCAGGCAUGAGAGGCCUGCCCAAGUCUAAGACAUGGAACUCGAUCGAUACACAAUCAUCACGAUCUACUGAAUCGACGACACAGUUGACCAAUCCAUUUGCAGAGCAAUACCCCCAGGUGGUGUAUAAUAAGAACCCUUCACAGGUUUCAGUAUUGAAACGGUAUGACGAUGUCGCACAACAACGCUCUGUGUAUGAUCAGGAACCACAGUUGAGCCAUUACGACUCACAGGUGUCGUUAUACGACUCAGUUCAUAACAAUUUCAGCUCCACUGCGCACCUGCUAAAGUCUGAGUCCCAGGUAUCAUUACCACUACCACUCCGGAAGCCUCCAACGUCCUCCACGCUCAACAGCGUUGAUGAACAUGCGCAAGUUCCACUCGACACAACAUCACGAUACCCACGGAGACAUGUGUUCCUUGACGAGGAGAAACACAUUGGUAUGGCUUACAAGGAGGACGAGGUGAGCGACUUUGAUGAUGAUGAUGAUGAUGAUUCGGACGACUAUCUUCAAGACACAAGCUUGAAGAGAAGCGAAGUUAGACCAAGUCUAAUGAUUCGUGCUAGAGAUAUAGAGAUGGAGGACUACUCAAGGUUCAUAUCUCAACGACAAUACUCCUCUGAUGAACACCAGUCCACGUCCAGGAAAAUCCUACGAUAA